This is a messenger RNA of Aplysia californica (California sea hare), 1621 nucleotides long. RefSeq lists its product as uncharacterized. The coding region runs from base 501 to 1487 and encodes 328 amino acids. The transcript is spliced from 4 exons. Lineage: Eukaryota; Metazoa; Mollusca; Gastropoda; Aplysiida; Aplysiidae. The record is from RefSeq and is a predicted model, not a curated record.
UUUUUGUUAAAAAAUCACUAGAUUAAUUUAAAACGCUUGCCCCCUACGAAAACUUAUCAGUUUUGUUAAGCAAAAAAUUCUCAAAGCCCAAGUCUCUUGCUUUGGCAGCCCUGGGAUAAAUAACACAUAGGUAUCGAUGUUAAGAGCAGGUAUCGGUACCAAUACCGAUACCUGUAGAUAUCUAAGUAUCAAGUACCUGAUAUCGAUACCUGCCCAUCAUUAGUUUCCACUACCACACGCUUGUCGGCUUGGGCUUGAGAGGUGACAACGUCUUCGUGAGACUGAAUAGAAUCUACUAAUUUUUACUAUAGCCUACGGCAUUGGCUUGGUAACUUAUUAGAUCUAAGAACUAGGUCAUGACCCACUACCCAUGCAACGACUACAAGAUCUGGGAGAGCCUUGAUCUAUGAUGAAUGAACAACACCAGUGAGAAAAGAGCCCUCACUUUUAGGAUUUCACUUUGAAAGAAAUAACAGCUGAGAUCAAAACAAGCCUAAGAAAUGGGGGAUGAUUAUGUGCUGAAGGACACAACUGGGAAGGUGAAGUUGGAGAAUCUGAAGAUCAACGAGAACCCCAGAUUUAUUACUUAUCUCUACCCAGGAUUCGGUUAUGGCGUCUAUGAUCGCAACAAUCUUCCAGGAAUUCCCCAACUUUUGCUUUAUCUGGUCGAGUCGCGGUCUUCUGGGUUGUAUAACAUUAAGGAUAAAAAUGGAAAAGGUUUUCUCGACUGGUUCGACGUUGUGAAAGAUGGCACGUCUUUUGUUGGGGCCGCGGAGAUCGAAAUGUCCAGAGGACUGUACGAAAGAUCGCUUAGAUCGUCAAACCUGGAGGUCAAGGUCUCCCUGGGGCAAGUCGGAAGGACAUCUUUGGUCGUAGCCUCGCAGCUAUUUUCUCCAGGUGAGUCCACGCCAGUGGUGAGCCAGGUGUACCGAGAGGUUCUCAUAGACUCUGCUUCAAGAAAACCCGCCGUUAUACCCACGUGGUUCCGAGAAAGAUUUGAGGGUAAAGGAACGUUGGAAAAUGUUCCGUUUGUAGUGGAGAAGUUUGAGAGACCCACAAGAACCUUUAUGCAGUCCUUUACUAUAUCGUGGCUGGAUACAGAUGCCAACGGCCACACAAACUUCACCAUCUAUCCAAGGUUUGCCAUAAACGCCUUGCACCAUGCCCUUUUCCUGAAGUCCAAGUCUUUAGGAGACAGACACAACAAGGGAGACGAAACCAGUUUCCAAAUCUCCGAGUCCCUUCAGAAGUCGUGGCAUGGCGACUUAUCAGCUGUUGAUGGGAUGUCUGAGGAAAUCGUUAAAUGCGGGUUGAAAAAUUUCAAAAUUAAUUUUAUUAACGAGUGCAAGCAAGGAGAUACUGUGCUCACUCAUAUCUGGACGCCCGACAAGGGCAAGUUUCUAAUAAAGUGUUCGAUAGAGAAGCCAGAUGGAACUCGUUUGUGCCAGAUUGUUCUGGAAUAUUUUGGACCAAGCUCACGUUUAUGAUAGUAAAGCUCUAGUCUAGUGUUUUAUUGGAUGUACCCAGGAUUUCUUUCCAAAGAUGUUGUUAUAUAUGAGGCAGCGUGGUGGAAUCAGGCGCUCGUCAAAAUACUCAAAGUGAAGACAUUUGCAUUUUUCCG